Phycomyces blakesleeanus NRRL 1555(-) is the source of this 2036-nucleotide messenger RNA. RefSeq lists its product as hypothetical. Lineage: Eukaryota; Fungi; Mucoromycota; Mucoromycetes; Mucorales; Phycomycetaceae. The record is from RefSeq and is a predicted model, not a curated record. Gene Ontology annotation, biological process: pantothenate biosynthetic process. Gene Ontology annotation, molecular function: 2-dehydropantoate 2-reductase activity; NADP binding. The transcript is spliced from 2 exons. Gene Ontology annotation, cellular component: mitochondrion; cytoplasm. Bases 812 to 1792 code for a protein of 326 amino acids.
AAUAAUAAAAUGACUUCUUAUUUAUUCAUAUUUAAUUUUUUUUGUUGUUAUUGUUCAUUUUAACAUUCUUUUACGUUGUAGAGCACUUUUGUUUUUCUAAAACACCUCUUCCUAAUUUCUUUUACAGCAACAAAUAACAUUGAAAGUAUUGUUCUCUCAUUCUAUUUUAUGUCGCCUUAUGAAUAUCAAAGAGAUACUUUGACAUUCAGAUUGAACUUAAUAAAGCAUGAAUAUUCCCUCUCCAUAUUCAUUUUUUGUUACCUCUGAAAGUGGAAAACAUAGAUCCAGUGUAUUUUGUGAUGGGUAAAGUUGAGUAUUUAUUGAGUACCAAAUAGUCUUGCUAAAGGACCCUUUUUUCCAUCCUUGGUAGCUUCCAGAGAGGACACAAGGCCGGAGUAGUAGUUUGGGUUGCCUGCUGGCUUGAGGAUUUUAUCUGAUAAAGGAUACUUUGUUUUAAAUUCGUUAUCCAACAGCAUCUCCAAAGCCUUGAGCUGUCUCUUUGCGUCCGCGAAAUCAAAUGGUUCCUGCUCGCUUUCGAGUGGUCGACGGAAUGUUUCCUCAACUCGUUUAGCCAAGAUCUGCUUCAUGUCUCUGUUUGGUCUGACUUUGUCUGCUGGCCAGUCCCUUACCAAGCGAAGGUAAGAGCGGUAGAGUGUCUGUAGUUCAUUACGUGCGGCCUGAGACAUGGUGAACAGAGCGUUUGAAUGCUAAGUUGCAAGGGUUCUGAAAUCUGUUCCUUCUGAUAGUCCAAGCCACAUAAUUCAUUUAUUUUAAAGGGUUCGGCGCUCCAUAAUUGGUCUUCCGUUCUAACAUGCACUUUCAUAUUCUUGGUACUGGAGCAGUUGGAUGCCAUGUCGCAAGUUUGUUGCGCAUGACGAACCACAAGGUUACCCUCAUCUUGAGGUCUCAAAAAGCACUUCAGGAUUUCAAGGCCCACAACCAGUCAAUAUCACUUACAUUGAAAGGAAAGUCUGCGUCUGUCAGUGGGUUUGACUCUAUGGUUCUACCUUCCGCUCCUUCUCAAGGGCCACCGAUCGAGUGCUUGGUAGUAGCCACCAAGGCACAGAGUGUAAUCGAGGCAGUUUCACCAUUAAAGAGCCGUUUAACCAAAAAUAGUACCCUACUGUUGCUUCAAAAUGGAAUGGGUGUCGUUGAAGAAUUGAUGGACACCGUCUGGCACGGGCAAACAUCUCCUCGUAUUCUCGUGGGUGUUAACCGACAUGCUACUCAGAGGACAAGUGCAUUUAAGAUCAUUAAUCACUCAGGAUGGAACGACCCCGAAGGCCUUGUAGUUGGAGAACGCCUCCAGCAGGGCGAGUCGCCUCGAGAUGACUCCCCUGUACUGAAAACCUUGUCUGAGAUUAAAGACCUCAGCUUAUCAAUUGUGCCCUGGGAAGAUCUCCAGAAUCGGAUGGCCAAGAAAUUAAUAAUCAAUGCCAGUAUAAACCCAGUUGCCGCACUUCUGGAUUUCACUAAUGGUGGAAUGAUUGACGAUAACCCGUAUACCAUGAACCUGAUGCGAGAACUUUGUUAUGAAGCGUAUUCGGUCUUGGAGAAUCUGCUUCCGGGCGAAACAGCAGAAAGUCUUUUUGAGUCAGUAAUCGGGAUUCUGCAAAUUACCAGACAAAAUCGCUGCUCGAUGGUCCAGGAUAUGAAUGCUAAGCGUCCAACUGAAGUAGACUAUAUCAAUGGGUAUCUCUGUCGUAUCGGAAAAAAUCAAGGCAAAAUCCUCAAAGUUCACCAAACAAUGGUAGACUUGAUUCACGCCAAAGAAAGGGUGGCAAAGCCGUAGAGAACUAUAAAUUAAAUUAAUAAUACAUUAAAUAGUCGCCAGAGUCGUCUACAGACAGAGAGAGAGAGUAAAAUCUGUAAUGAUUUGAAUUAGAUAAAAUCAUAAUACAUACCCACCAACAUACUUUUAUUUCUUCCUAUGUUGAAUAUCUUAUAUCAGAUAUUGCUAUUAUUCUUCUAUAUCAUCGUACAUACCUCAACACAAAGUACUAUCUACUUAAUACAGCUUGGCACCUUUUUUUUUG